Messenger RNA from Prorocentrum cordatum, 635 nucleotides. The record is from the annotation of a GenBank genome assembly. Lineage: Eukaryota; Dinophyceae; Prorocentrales; Prorocentraceae.
GACCCGAAGCCUGCGAAGGUGUCCAAGUCGCUCGCGCUCCGCACGGCGAUCAACAAGCUGGACAAGUCAAAGGCAGCGCUCGGUAAGGCGGCGGCCCAGCUCCUCGAGACAGAGAGUUGGCUCAAGAUGGCGCAGGAGAAGCACGACAGGGCCCUGGAGGAGGCAGGCGCGCCAGUGGACCCAGAGUUGUUCGCCAACCUCGAGGACUACACGGAGGAGGGCCGCGUGCGCCUACGACAGUUUCAGACAUAUCUGGGAUCACUCGCAACCCUGCUCGACAACACCCAGAACCAGUACAAGGUGUUCACGGAGGCAAAGAAGGCGGCGGAUGCGAUCCAUGCGCCCCUCCAGGCCAAGAAGCGGAAGGCGGCGGAGGACGGGACGGUGGCCCCAGAGCCAGCCGCGCCAGUGGUUCAGGAGGCACCACCAGCACACGCAGAAGCUGGCCCACCAAUCCCACCAUCAGCCGAGGAGCUGCAGCAGAGAAGGGACAGGCUGGCCAGGCUCAAGGAGGAGGCGAAGGCCAAGGUCAGGGACAUGGACGUGAUCAUCGAACCGGGCAGGGUCAUGGAGACGCACGUGGACAGCGACUCCCUCGGCCAGACCAAAGUAGACGUGGCUAGUGACGGCUGGAA